Molecule: messenger RNA, 1122 nt
Organism: Penicillium lagena
Lineage: Eukaryota; Fungi; Ascomycota; Eurotiomycetes; Eurotiales; Aspergillaceae
Exons: 5
Coding region: 1-1122 (373 amino acids)
Source: RefSeq, a predicted model, not a curated record
AUGGGAGAGCGUCCCUACGAAGGCGAUGACCUGAUAGGCGUGUGUGUGGCGCUGGCCGCCGUGCAGAUUCUUAUUGUCACCGCGCGUUUCUAUACGCGGUAUAUGCUGCAGAUGCGCUAUGGGCUUGAUGACUAUCUUAUUUUGGUCGCGCUGGCUGCGAAUCUGGCUAAGGCUAUCAUCUACAUCGUUUUGGUCAACAUCUCCGGGCUUGGUUACCAUCUUGAUUAUAUCACCUCUACAGCACCACAGGAUCUACUCCUCCUAAAAAAGGGCCUCUUCGCCAUCGAAAUCCUCGACUUCCCCUUCUCAGUAACACCCGCCAAAAUCUCUCUCCUCCUCUUCUACGCUCGAAUCUUCACCGUGCGCCGCUUCCAAAUCUUCGCCUAUGCAGUCGCGUCUUUGGUCCUGGUGCAUGGAGACAUCGUUCUCUUUGCUAUUAUCUUCCAGUGCAAGCCCAUCCCUUACGCCUGGGACAAGAGCAUUCCCGAUGGAACGUGUACUGUUCAACACGUGCUGUACCGCUUUAUAUCGCCACCGAAUGUCUUGACAGGCAUUUUCAUCCUGGUGAUGCCCAUGCCUUUUGUGUGGAGACUGCAUGUACCAAGGGCGCAGAAGAUGGCGCUGACAGGGGUGUUUUUGCUGGGUGGACUGGGCACCGUGGCGAGUAUCCUGCGCAUGGUAAUCUACUACAUGUGCACCGACCUGGCGCAAGGAGAUGUAACCUGGUACUCCGUCGAACUCGGGAUCCUCAGCCAAGUCGAGAGCGGUGUUCUCGUCAUCGCCGCAUGCCUAAUCACGAUCUGGCCAUUCAUCACCAAGCUACUGCCACAAUAUGUGCUUAGACUGUUUUCAUUUGGCACAGACCGAGAGCGCCAGCACCGGCGCUGGUAUAUGCGCUCUACCCAAUCGCGACCCACUCAUAAUAGUGGUAUCAUCAUCACCACUACCACCACCACCACCAUCAGCGAGAGCCAGGACGAGAUUGCUCAUUACAGUCAAGAUAUGGGACGGUGGCCGCACAGUUCGUGUAGUGUGUCGUCGUCGUCGUCGUCGUUGGCGGAUCUUGAAGAUCAGAGGUGGUCCAUAUUUGCGGACGAGGCGAGAGGUGCAGAAAAGGCAUGA